GCUUGUCCCGGGGUACUGGCUUCGGUCCCCUGCAGCCGGCCGGAGCGACGAGAGCCCAGCCGGGCCCGGCUCCGGCGGCGGCCGCGGCUCCUUGUGGAUUUCCUCGGCCGGGGCGUCCUCGGCGGCAGCGCCGGGAGCACGCCCCUACUCCAGGUGGGCAGCAUGUCUGUGCUUUUAGCAAUGGCCCUGCCUCAAACCCAGAAACCAUGGAGGAGAUAAGGUAGCCCUGCCCUGUCCCUGGAUCAGAUGGGGAAGCCCAGUUCGAUGGAUACGAAAUAUAAGGAUGACUUAUUUCGGAAGUAUGUGCAGUUCCAUGAGGGCAGAGUGGACACCACCCCCAGCAAGCAGCGGCCUGGCAGUGAUGAGUACCUUCGGGUGGCAGCCUCGACCCUACUCAGUCUACACAAGGUGGAUCCCUUUUAUCGAUUCCGGCUGAUCCAGUUCUAUGAAGUGGUGGAGAGUUCCCUGCGCUCACUCAGCUCUUCCAGCCUGCGGGCUUUGCACUGCGCCUUCAGUGUGCUGGAAACGAUGGGCGUCAACCUCUUCCUCUACCCCUGGAAGAAGGAAUUCAGAAGCAUCAAGACCUACACGGGCCCCUUCGUUUAUUAUGUCAAGUCGUCUUUACUGGAAGAGGACAUCCGAGCCAUCCUGCAUUACAUGGGCUACGUGCCUGAGUUAGGGACUGCGUAUAAACUCAAAGAGCUUGUGGAGACCCUCCAGGUGAAGAUGGUUUCCUUUGAGCUCUUUCUGGCCAAGGUAGAGUGUGAGCAGAUGCUGGAAAUCCACUCACAAGUCAAGGACAAGGGCUACUCCGAGCUGGACGUGGUGAGCGAGCGCAAGAGCAGUGCGGAGGAUGUGCGUGGCUGCUCUGAGGCCCUGCGGCGGCGGGCUGAGGGCCGGGAUCACCUGACGGCCUCCAUGGCCCGUGUGGCGCUCCAGAAGUCUGCCAGCGAGCGGGCAGCCAAGGACUACUACAAGCCUCGGGUGACCAAGCCCUCGAGGUCAGUAGAUGCCUAUGACAGCUACUGGGAGAGCCGGAAGCCACCCCUGAAGGCCUCGUUGAGCCUGCGGAAGGAGCCCAUGGCACCAGACUUGGAAGAUGACCUCAAGGAUGAGAUCAUCCGCCCAUCCCCCUCGCUCCUGACCAUAUCUAGCUCCCCCCACGGAAGCCCGGAUGACCAGCCAUCCCCCUCCCCCAACAACGGCCUCGGCCUCCUGCGUGGCACGUACUUCUCCGCUCAGGAAGACGUGGAUCUGUACACAGACUCAGAGCCUAGGGCCACAUACCGGAGGCAGGAUGCCCUGAGGCCAGACGUGUGGCUGGUCAGGAAUGACGCCCACCCCCUCUACCACAAGCGCUCACCCCCCGCCAAAGAGUCCUCCCUGUCCAAGUGCCAAAACUGCGGGCUGUCCUGCAGCUCCUCCCUCUGCCAGCGCUGUGACAGCCUGCUUGCCUGUCCCCCAGCCUCCAAGCCGGGCGCUUUCCCUGGCAAGUCCUCUGCCCACGACAGCCUGGCCCACGGGUCGUCUCUACGGGAGAAGUAUGCAGGCCAGACUCAGGGCCUCGAUCGGCUGCCGCACCUCCACCCCAAAUCCAAGCCCUCCACCACAGCCACCUCCCGCUGUGGCUUCUGUAACCGCCCAGGUGCCACCAACACCUGCACCCAGUGUUCAAAAGUCUCCUGCGACGGCUGUCUCAGCGCCUACCAUUACGACCCCUGCUGCAAAAAGAAUGAGCUGCACAAGUUCAUGCCCAACAACCAGCUGAACUACAAGUCCACCCAGCUCUCCCAUCUCGUGUAUAGAUAGACUGGACCUGGCAUCCCCUGCUCCAAGGGCUACAGCACUGACUUUCUGGUUUCCCCCCUGGGAAGUAGUGUUGAUGUGUUGAUCUCAGAAGCCGAGACCUGCAUUUGACAUGUAGGUGUCAGGGGAUCGUGGGGUUGGCCGCAUACCAUGUGGGAGUUCCCAUGGUGACCCAGAUACUUCAACUGAUGGCUGCUUUGUCGCCUGACAAGGGAGAGGGUGGCACUUCCGUUCAGAUUCAUUUUGCUAAUCUCUCCACUCCCUAUUCCGUUGUUUUGUUUUCGAGGAGGAUUUCUGAGACUCUUGCCACACCCACCUCUUCCACUGCAAAGCCAACUUGGACUGGGAAGGGCCCUCCAGGUCACCUCCAAAUGCCCACCUGGAGCGCCGAGCUAGAGGCCUGUUGGCUUGUGAAAUGAGCCCUCCUGCCACACGGGGCCUCUUCCAAUGGCUCAUCCUUUGGCCGCCCCCUUCCCAAAUACAAGGAUCUCCCACCUGGAUCCCCCCCCCCCCCCAACGCUGACUUCCACCUGUCUAAGUCUCAAGGGUGGACUGUGUCCAGUAUUCACUGAAUGGCAUCCUGUUGCCAGCACAGCUCAGUGCGGCCCGUGGUGUUUGUGCACUUUGCUCCAGCGCAUCGAAGUGUGGACCGUCCACGGCGGGAUAGACUUUUCCCCUUUCUGUUGUUUGCACAUGCCCCUCUUACUGUACUGUAAAUAGAUAUUUUUGAGAUUUAUUUUUAAAUAAAUAUUCAACUUGC
Molecule: messenger RNA, 2566 nt
Organism: Nyctereutes procyonoides (raccoon dog)
Lineage: Eukaryota; Metazoa; Chordata; Mammalia; Carnivora; Canidae
Gene: SPATA2
Product: spermatogenesis associated 2
Exons: 3
Coding region: 247-1809 (520 amino acids)
Biological process (GO): protein linear deubiquitination; regulation of tumor necrosis factor-mediated signaling pathway; regulation of necroptotic process
Cellular component (GO): cytoplasm
Source: RefSeq, a predicted model, not a curated record